Molecule: messenger RNA, 2725 nt
Organism: Condylostylus longicornis
Lineage: Eukaryota; Metazoa; Arthropoda; Insecta; Diptera; Dolichopodidae
Gene: fu
Product: serine/threonine-protein kinase fused
Exons: 9
Coding region: 112-2604 (830 amino acids)
Biological process (GO): protein phosphorylation
Cellular component (GO): cytoplasm
Molecular function (GO): protein kinase activity; ATP binding
Source: RefSeq, a predicted model, not a curated record
UUUGUUGAUUUGUGUUUUGAAAAAUUAUUUUAAGUUUUUAUUUUAUAGUUUAAGAAUAUUCAAUUAAAUCAUAUUUACUUUUAAAUAAAGAUUAUAUAAAAAUUUAUAAAAAUGGAGAAAUAUUCAGUUACAUCUAUGAUAGGAGAAGGAUCUUUUGGGCGUGUUUACAAAGCUACACGGAAAUCUGAUAAUCAUACAGUUGCAUUAAAAGUUAUUUUAAAGAGAGGGAGAUCCAGCAGAGAAAUAAAAAAUUUACGACGUGAAUGCGAAAUUCAAGCAGAGUUAAAACAUGAAAAUAUUAUUGAGAUGUUUGAAUCAUUUGAAACAAAAAAUGAUCUAGUUGUUGUAACAGAAUUUAGUCAAAUAGAUUUACAUAGAUAUUUAAGUAAAAAUGGCACAAUUAGCGAAGAAACUGCACAAAAAUUAAAUGGGCAUUUAGUAUCAGCAUUAUAUUACUUGCAUUCAAACCGAAUUCUUCACAGAGAUUUAAAGCCACAAAAUGUUCUAUUAGAUGAAAAUUUACAUGCAAAAUUAUGUGAUUUUGGCUUAGCAAGGAAUAUGACAUUGGGAACUCAUGUGUUGACUUCGAUCAAAGGAACGCCUUUAUACAUGGCACCAGAACUUUUAUCAGAAAAACCUUAUAAUCAUCAAGCAGAUUUAUGGUCUUUGGGAUGCAUAAUAUACGAAACUCUAGUUGGACAACCACCUUUUUGUACAACAUCAAUUUUACAUUUGGUUCGUUUGAUUCGUUUGGAAGAAGUUAAAUUUCCUAGUUUUGUAGGAAAUGACUGCACAUCAUUUCUUCAGGGGCUUCUAGAAAAAGAUCCUACAAUGCGAAUGACUUGGGCACAAAUUUUAUUUCAUCCUUUUACUGAAAAUAGAUUAAAUUUACCAGAAGGUUGUCAAGCCAUUGAACCAGAUUUUACAAAAAAUAAAAGCACAGAUAAAUCUCCUGAACGGGAUGAAUGUGAUAACAAUAUUACAGAACAGUUAGAUCUGUUAACUUUAGAGGGCAAUAAAGAAAACAAAAAUAGCCUUGAUUCAUCUAAUGACAGCACAAAUGCUAUUCUUCAAAGUGAUAUAGAAAACAUUGAAACUGAUGCUGAAGAUAUAAAUCGUAUAAAUAUUCCAUUUUCCGAUGCACCUUCAUUAAAAUAUGAUUUGACAAAAAAGCAAAUUUCAUCUAUUGUGCCGAAACGAUUAUUGGGACCAAAAGAUAGAAUACCGAUUGAAAUACCAGAUAUUGCAAACCAAGCAGUUGGUGGUAACAUGGUUAUUAAUUUUUUGAAUGACAAUUUCAAACAAGAAUCUUCAGCACAAAAUAACCCUAUUGAACUCGGGAACAUGGUCGUUAAUUUCCAAAACGAAAAUUUUCAACAGGAAUUCGAUGGACAAAUUACAAAGACGUCUAAUGAUUUAAGUAUUGAGAAAUUGAAGAUCAGUAAUAAAAAGUCUGCUAAUCAAACGGUUUGUUCACGUAAUAAAGACUUAGAGAGACGAAAGUUAAGUCAAAAUUUGGAUAAUUUUUCAUUACGUCUGGGUCAAAGCCAUAAUUUAGAAUCUGUAGGUGUUGUAGGAGUGACUAGGGUUGAUGUUAACCCGAAUUAUAUAAGAAAGCAGGAAGAUAAUACCUUAGAAAAUAAAGAUUCUAAGAAGUGUAAUUCAACAAAUUCAGCAGAGGAAAAACUAAGUUGUUCCGAAAAUACUCCUCCUUGCCUUUUACCAGGAUGGGAUUCAUGUGAUGAAUCGCAAAGCCCACCAAUUGAAAAUGAAGAAUGGUUAGCAUUUUUAAGAAGAUCAAUGCAAGAAAUUUUAGAUGGUGAAAUGGAGUCGCUACAGCAACAAAACUUAGUCAGCAUAAUUGUAGCACCCUUGCGAAAUGUGCGGGCUAGCUCCAUUGUUAUUGAAAAUGUUGCAAAACUAUUUAGCUUGCCACUGGUGUUAGAUAAGCCGAAUAAUGUGUUAGAAAGCAUUAAAAAUGUAUAUAUUGAAGUUAAAUUGGUUCCAAAUUUAAUGUACGCGUCAAGAAUAAUAACGACUCAUAAAUUGAGUGAAUGUUCUCAAUCAUCAUCGACCUCGUUUUCAGGGAGGCAAUUUAAAACUAUUACUGAAUUAACAGAUGAAGAAAUUCACACACUUUCUUUGUUGUACGAAUUAACUUGUUAUUUGGUGCAUUUAAAUGAAAAGUUUUUAAUUCAAUUUUGUGAUGCUGUCGCAAUCUUACCAGCAGAUGCACUUCUAAUUUUAUUUUUGUCUCAUGAUUCUAAAAAUAAGGAUGCUAUUAGUAUAUCAAACUAUGUGAUCGCUAUAUUAUGUUACGUUUUACGAGAAUUACCAGAAAAUGCUGAACUUGUUGAAAGAAUUAUAUUCAGUGAUAAACUAAAUUUAAUUGCCUUAAUGAGGAAUGCAGAUGAUUUAAUACGCUUAAGACUAUGUAUGCUUUUUCGUUUAUUAGUUAGAUUCAGUUUACGAGGUUUACAAAAUAUUUGGUCAACCGAAUUCAAAGAAACAAUCGAAUCUUUAAUUUAUGACCCAUCUGACGAAGUUCGAGAGGAAGCUGAAUUUGUAGUUGAAGAACUAAAACAAUUCUCAUUUUAUUCAUAAACUUUUAAAUAAAUUGUUGUAACUGACCAUAUCACUAUUAUUAAUAUUCUAAUGUUAUAUAGUUAAAUUAACAUUAUUGAAGUGUAUUGAAAGAAAAGAAGAAAAUGUUAAAUAAAUUUUU